GGGAGUUUCUGGAACACAGGAACUCGAAAUCAAGGAAGUGGUUACAGAUGGAGCUAAAACAAUCGGGUCAUCAGCUGGACCCUCGUUACGCCAUACUGCAUAAUAAUCCAUAACCAAAGCAUCCCGCAAUCAGAGACAAAGGGUUAGCAAGAUAUCAUUGAAUAGCUGGACUUUGUCCACAGAGGCCGUAGGUCCGGAGUCAGGGAGUUACAUGCGUACAACUUGGCGACCUUUCCCCAGCAUCAUGAACCGGUCACAGUUGUGCCUCUCGCCGGCUCUGCUUCUUGUCAUAUUUACCAUCAUACAAAUUUCUGCCCUGAAGUAUGAGACUGGAAAGACGUACAAGUAUUCGUACAGCACAUCAGUGUUGUUUAACGACCUGGACAGUCGCAAGGCGACCAAGGCUCAGAGGGACACAGGAGUACAUCUCUCCCUGGGCCUGGACAUCACACCCCUGUUGCAGGAGGAUGAGUCACAGCUGUUCAAGUUGAAGCUUAACACUGCCACAGUCCUGAGUGCAUCCAGGGAGAACCAGGAGAGGACCCUGGGGACCUUGCUCAAGUACCCCGUGUACUUUGAGUUGAACAAGGACAGCAUGGGGAGGCUGUUCAUCCCAGAGACAGAGUCGGCAUUCUGCAGCAACAUCAAGAAGGGCAUUAUCUCCCUCUUCCAGGUGCAGGAACAGCCCGGGGACAGGUCAGAGAUAGAUGUGUCCGGAGAGUGCCUGGUCCUCUACACCCAGACAUCACCCACCCAGAUCACCAAGACCAAGAAGGAGUGCAAUAAUCUCGAGAUUGCUGGACAGUUCUCAAGCCCCAAUAAAAUUCUCGGUGUAACUGUUGCCAGCAAAACAACUCUAGAUUAUGAAUUUGAAAAUGGAAUAAUAAAGACAAUAAGCGGAGUCAAUAUGGUGUCCAGUCAUCUCAACAUGAGGUCCUCCAACAAUGGUGGUGCUACUGUCAGCCAAAAAUUAACAUUCCAAGGUGCAUCACCAUCCAGUGAAGCUGUGUCUGCUGCUGACAUUGAUACAGCCAUACCCAUGUUGGAAAAAGAAAUAGGAAAAAGCUUUAUGUUGUCUUUGCUGCCAACAGAAUCUGAAAUCACUCAAUGUAUAGAAAACUGUGAAUCUCCAACAAAGAUAUUAAGCAAGGUGCACGAAGAUCUAGUGGCAGACAAAGUGUCAACCGUUGCAUCGGCUAAAGCAUUUAUGAAGAUGUUGAAGAGUUUCCGGAAUGCUGGGAAGCAAACGAUAGCUGAAGUAUUGACCAGUCCAGACUCGUAUUACACCGUCCCCCAGCUGAUUGACAUAGCCACUGCAUCCCAGACAUCGGCUGCCCAGAAAGCCAUGAUGGAGCUGCUGGUGUUUGAGGAGGACUACGGCACUGAACACCCAGAGCGGUACCUGCUGGCAGCCACCUACUCCACUCACCCAGGGGAGUACCUCAUCAAGGACCUGCUGAAAAUACUCAAGAAGCCGGUGCCCAAUGAGAGUUUGAAGGAGUCCUUGCUCCUAGCUACUGGCGCUGUCAUCCACACCUACUGUCAGGUCAAGGACCAGUGCACUCACCAGGUUGUACAAGACUUCCGCACUCUGUUGGUGGAGGGAGUUGCACAAUGUACGGACGAUGCUUGUCGCCUGAUGUACCUGCGUGCACUAGGCAACACUGGUCUACCUGACACAGUUCCUAUCAUCAUGAAGCUGGCUGUAGACAGCAACAACAGCAUGGUGUCUAUCACAGCAAUAGAGGCACUACGACGAGUUCCCAGCAAGUUCAUCACUGCAGAGGUGAGGGCCUCCCUGUCCCUCAUGUUCCACCAGAGCGUGCGUCGCUAUGACAGCAGUGUGCGGGUGGUGGCGCUGGACCUCCUGCUGCAGCAGGACCUGACUCUGAUGGAGCUGCGUAACAUCAUCCUUGCCAUGGCUGACAGGGAACACCAUGAGCUCUCCACCUUCAUCAAGAUGAAAAUCCUCGACACAGCACAGAAUGAUGAGAAUCUCAGGAGUAAAUUACAGACAAUAUUUAAGCAGAGCAGAAUCAACAACUACCAACUGAUGGCCCAGGGGGGGAAGUCCAGCUCCUUCACCGGCUACCUUGCAAAAACUGAAGACCUCAACUGUACAUACAACCUGUUGUUUGAAAAUUCCAACUCUGGUGUUAUGAAGCGCAGUGGGAUGAAAGUCAAUCUGUUUGGAAAUACGAAACAGCCUUUCAUGAAUAUCGGGAUAUACGGUGAGGCGUUGGAGUCGCUGAUGGGUGAGAGGAAGGUUCCUGCUGAGGGCGAGGGAGAAGGGGAUGCAGCAGGCCCCGAGAUUGCUGCCGGAUUGUCAUUCUACCUAAUGGAUGUUCUUCUCAAGCAGUACGAGUUCUUCCGGGGAAUGUCUGGGCUGAUGUCAGCGGUUUGGAAUGCCCCGUCAGAACUCGCCUCAGCACUCCAGGGCAACCUGUUGCUGCAGGACCACUCCCAAAGGGUUCAUCUGUCCAAUGGCCUCAUCCUCAAUGUGGAAGUCAUCGGCGUCAUCUCCAUCGACCUGGCUGGCUAUGUCAGCAUCAGUCUGUGGAACAGGAACUGUAAUUCACUCAUUAAAAAUAGUGGAGCCCUGUAUGUUGAGGGGAACAUGAGACUAGAGUCCUCAGAGCUGGGAGCAGGAAUUACCUAUAGUGGAGAGGGGCAGUCGGCCAUUGACUUCCUGUCUGACGCAGACUUUUAUGAGAUGCCACUUACGCUGUGUCUUCAGAUGAAAAGACCAGAAUUUAAAUUCAGGGAAACAGUGAGCAAGUACGAACAUAUCAAGGGUUUGAAGAAGUAUAACAUCCGCCUCAGCAAGACAAAGUCCAUAUCAGGAGAGUCCUUCUUCCUGAACAAAGCUAACGCAGAGGAGUGUAAACUAAUGAAGAAGGAAGAAGCAUAACAGAUUCGGAACAGCUUGCCAUGAUGAUUGUGUCAACACCUUGUAUAUACUGAUGUGCCAAAAUGAACUACUCAAGGACCAUAGGAAACCGAACAAAUAUAAUUAUUGCUUUUGUACAUAUGAAUGAAUGUUCUAAUGCUGACUUUUUACUAUUCCUGAUGAAAUUUAUUUGAUCAAUUUGAAGAAUAAAUGUUUUUGUUUUUUCAA
Haliotis rubra (blacklip abalone) is the source of this 3118-nucleotide messenger RNA. RefSeq names its product microsomal triglyceride transfer protein large subunit-like. The record is from RefSeq and is a predicted model, not a curated record. Gene Ontology annotation, biological process: lipid transport; lipoprotein metabolic process. Gene Ontology annotation, molecular function: lipid binding. NCBI's taxonomy places the organism in Eukaryota, Metazoa, Mollusca, Gastropoda, Lepetellida, Haliotidae. Gene Ontology annotation, cellular component: endoplasmic reticulum; Golgi apparatus; basolateral plasma membrane.